GCGGCGGAAAGUUUGCAGAGUGGCUGGCGGCGGUGGCGGCGCUGCGGCCCCCUCCCGCUUUCUGUCUUUACUUUUUUUACAGCGCCCCCCGCUCCCACCGCCUCCCGCCCUCGGUGGCCACUCCGGGGUAUGAGCGGGAGCAGCCACCCGCACUGAGAAGCAGGAGGUCGCGUCGCGCCCCGCUCCGCUCUGUCAGUGGGGGAACGCCAGGGACGGGAGCGCGGGCAGCGGCUCUGAGCCCGCCAUGCCCCGCCGGCCCCGCGGGGCGCCCGCCGCUCUCCCGGCGCUGCUGCUACUGCUGCUGGGCGGCGGCGCCGCCUCCGCCCGCUGCCCCGCACCCUGCCGCUGCGCCGGGCACCUCGUCGCUUGCAGCCGCCUGGAGCCGAGCCGGCUGCCCGAGCAGCUGCCGCGGGGGGCGGUGCAGCUGGACUUAAGUCACAACAAAUUAUCUUCAAUCAAGACCAGUCUCUUGGAUCACCUUCAUAGUCUUCAGGAAGUGAAGCUGAACUACAAUGAACUGGAGAUCAUUCCAGAUCUGGGACCAGUCUCUGCGAAUAUAACUCUUCUGUCUUUGACCAGUAACAAGAUUGCCAAUGUUUUGUCUGAACAUCUGAAGCCAUUUCAGAGUCUAGAAACUUUGGACUUGAGCAACAACAACAUAUCAGAACUAAAAAUGUCAUCAUUUCCAUCAUUACACCUCAAGUAUCUAUAUCUUAACAAUAAUCGAAUAACCUCCAUGGAGCCUGGUACCUUUGAUAACUUGUCUACCACACUUCAAGUAUUGAAACUGAACAGGAACAAAAUUUCAGCAAUCCCUCAGAAGAUGUUUAAACUCUCCCAUCUGCAGCACCUGGAGCUGAAUCGCAACAAAAUUAGAAAAAUAGAUGGGCUUACUUUCCAAGGACUUCCAGCUUUGAAAUCAUUAAAGCUGCAGAGAAAUGGAGUUACGAGGCUCAUGGAUGGUGCUUUCUGGGGAUUGACCAACAUGGAAGUCUUGCAGCUGGACCAUAACAACUUAACAGAGGUAACCAAAGGCUGGCUUUAUGGCUUGCUGAUGCUGCAGCAACUCCAUCUCAGUCAAAAUGCCAUCAGCAGGAUCAGUCCUGAUGCCUGGGAAUUUUGCCAAAAACUCAGUGAGCUAGAUUUGACAUUCAAUCAAUUAGCAAGGUUAGAUGAUUCAAGCUUCAUUGGUUUAAGCGUGCUGGUUGGACUAUACAUUGGAAACAACAAAGUAAAUUACAUUGCUGAUUGUGCCUUCAGGGGACUUUCCAGUCUACAGAUUUUCUUUUGUGGUUUGAUUUCCCCAUCCCUCUUAAACAGGGAUCUGAAAAACAAUGAAAUAUCCUGGACUAUUGAAGAUAUGAAUGGUGCUUUCUCUGGCCUAGAUAAACUUAGGAAGCUGAUGCUCCAAGGAAACAGGAUUAGAUCCAUUACAAAGAAAGCAUUUUCUGGUUUGGAUGCACUUGAACACUUAGAUCUAAGUAACAAUGCAAUUAUGUCAGUUCAAGGAAAUGCAUUUUCACAAAUGAAGAAACUCAAAGAAUUGCACUUCAACACAUCGAGUCUCUUGUGUGACUGCCAGUUAAAAUGGCUACCACAGUGGAUGUCAGAGAACAGCUUCCAGAGCUUUGUAAAUGCCAGUUGUGCCCAUCCUCAACUGCUAAAAGGGAGAAGUAUUUUUGCUGUCAGCCUGGAUGGGUUUGUCUGUGAUGAUUUUCCUAAACCACAGAUCACCGUACAGCCAGAAACCCAGUCAGCAAUCAAAGGCUCCAAUUUGAGUUUUGUGUGUUCGGCAGCCAGCAGCAGUGAUUCCCCAAUGACUUUUGCAUGGAAGAAAGACAAUGAAUUACUGCAAGAUGCUGAAAUGGAGAAUUAUGCACACCUCCGGGCACAGGGCGGUGAAGUGAUGGAGUACACUACCAUCCUUCGACUGCGCAACGUUGAGUUCAGUAAUGAAGGGAAAUACCAGUGUGUUAUUUCAAAUCACUUUGGUUCAUCUUACUCUGUGAAAGCCAAACUUACAGUAAACAUGCUACCUUCAUUUACAAAGAUCCCCAUGGACUUAACCAUUCGAGCUGGAGCAAUGGCACGUUUGGAAUGUGCUGCAAUUGGGCAUCCUGUCCCACAGAUUGCUUGGCAGAAAGAUGGUGGAACAGAUUUUCCUGCAGCGCGCAAGAGGCGCAUGCAUGUCAUGCCUGAAGAUGAUGUAUUCUUUAUUGUUGAUGUAAAGAUUGAGGACACAGGUGUUUAUAGCUGUACAGCUCAAAACACUGCUGGAAGCAUUUCAGCUAAUGCAACAUUAACAGUACUAGAAACACCAUCAUUUUUGCGGCCUUUGAUGGAUCGAACUGUAACAAAAGGGGAAACUGCAGUCUUGCAGUGUAUUGCUGGUGGGAGUCCUCCACCCCGACUGAACUGGACUAAGGAUGACAGCCCUCUCGUGGUAACAGAAAGACAUUUCUUUGCUGCAGGCAAUCAGUUACUAAUUAUUGUGGAUACAGAUGUAGAAGAUGCUGGAAAAUACACCUGUGAAAUGUCUAAUACGCUUGGGACAGAACGCGGCAACAUCCGUCUUAAUGUAAUUCCUACUCCCACUUGUGAUUCUCCUCAAAAUGUUGCCCCAUCACUUGAUGAUGAUGGAUGGGCCACAGUUGGCAUUGUGAUCAUAGCUGUGGUUUGCUGUGUGGUGGGCACUUCCUUGGUGUGGGUAAUCAUCAUCUACCACACAAGAAGGAGGAAUGAAGAUUGCAGCAUCACAAAUACAGAUGAAACAAAUUUACCUGCUGACAUUCCCAGUUACCUGUCAUCCCAGGGGACACUAGCUGAAAGGCAGGAUGGAUAUGGCUCAUCUGAAAAUGGCAGUCAUCAUCAGUUCCUCACUUCUUCUGUGGGAGGGUAUUUCUUGCAGCAGAGAGACAGUAAUGGCAUUUGCCAUCUAGAUAACAGCAGUGAAACAGACUUGGAGGGUGUUGCAGAUCCAUUCCUAUGCCACUAUCUGGGGACUUCAGGGACUUUGUAUUUAAAAGGAAACACAUAUAGUUCUGAUGCAUUUGAAGCAUACAAUGCAAGUUGCAACCCUGACCAAAGAACGGCAUGCUUGGAUCCUUAUGAGUCUGGAUAUUUAAGGAAAAAGGAAUGCUAUCAAUACUUGCCUCCACUGGAUGAUCCCUUUGACCAGUGUGUUGGCAUUAUCGGGAUGCAGGCUGCAAGUAGCAGAUUGAUUAAUUCUAUUUAUACUCAAAAUGAAGGAACUGGAUUAAAAAGCAAAAGUCUGAACUUGGACGCAUUUGAUUUAAACAGAAGUUUGGAACCCUCAUCUGUUAUGAGUAACAGCACUUUCAUGGGAACAUUUGGAAAGCCUUUAUGGAGGCCUCAGCUGGACACUCUUUCAAGUUGUAGGCAGCCAGCAAAUUGCCAACCAAAAACCUCCCGUAAUAAUCAUCAUGCCUCACUGGACUUUGAUGCAGAGGCAGAUGAAGAGGGAAAGGAAAGGACAGAUUCUAGAGGAGAAAAUAGCUUUUAUACUUGCAAACAAUCAUUUGAAAACUUUAGGACUUCUACUUUCCAAUCCUGUGAUUUGGAUACAUAGCUCUUUUUGGACUUGCUAUUGAUUUCUGGAACCAAAGAAAUACUUUGACAUACUACUACCUCAGUAUGAAACUUUAUUUAAAAAGAGACUAAGGAAAAGAAGAAGGAAAGAAAGAAACCACAUGAUGCUAUGAAUUCUGAAGAAAAAAAUGUAUUUUUAUUCCAAUAAAGCAUAAUUGCCAAAGUGCUCUUCGUUUGUUGUACUGAAAAAACAUUCCUUAUAAAAAUACUAUAUUUGUAAUUAUUUUAUAGCUUUUUUAAUGCAAAUAUAUUUUGUAAAUUAAUGGUGUAAAUAAUACAGCACAUGUAUUUCUAUGUCAGACUUCAUUUUAUUGAAAUGAGCAGUAAGCAUUCUAAUUUUUUACUGUUACUUGUACCUUUUUACAAAUGGAAACUCCAUGCUGUUUGCAGGUAUCAUGCAUCUUAUUUGCACAUUACUUUUAAUAAAAUCUGCUGCUGUGUGGUCUCUGACCCACAUUAGUGUAUGAAGAAUGAACAGUGUGAAUUACGUUUCUAGACAGUGUUUUCUGAUGCAUGUUUGCACCUUUGUUUGACCUAAACUUGUACCUUUAGAUUUACUGUGUAAAAUAUGUUCAUCUUCAAAGAGUUGGUGUGGUCCUGCCAUGGCUGCUGGAAAAGUGGCUUGAAGCUAUUUCAACCAAAAUAAGUAUGCAAGUCUUUUCCACUUAGCGAAUUUCCACUGUGCGCACACGCUCCCAGUUUUCGUGCACACAAGGCUGUAGUACUGCCAGUUUUUCCAUGCCUGUGUUGUAGUGUGCCUGCAUUUGUUGGAGGAUAUACACAGUAGAUGCACAAAUUCAUAUCAAGCUAUUCAGUAGAAGAAGAAAAAAGGCACUGUAUAUCUACCUGGUAACACUGCUCUUUUCUGAGCGGGUUAGUGUUCAGUGUUUGCCAAAUAUGCAGUGCAUGCCUGAGUCUUUGCUUUCCCAUACCCUUUCUCCCUCCUUUUUUGCUUCUACGACCACUCCACGCCCAACAUGAGAAGGCAAUCCAAGUACAAGAUAAUGUUUACUUUGGUUUAAUUUGUGCUUCUGUUCCUUACUUGGCUGCCUUUCUCUGGUUAUAAAUGAGAUCUGUGGUCGGUCAAGUUGAACAAUUGUGAAUUCUUGCUGGAUUAUAUUUACAGUAAUGAACACAAUAUCUUCAACUCUAAGAAGUUGGAGAAAGAGGAUUGCUUAUUAUAACAUAGUAAUUAAAACUAAGUGAAAACACUCUAUUUUGGUUUUCUGUGUAUGGAUACCUACUAUUUUAAAAAUCUGUGAAUCUUGUUGUCAUCACUCCAUUAGAACAGUGAGAUUCUAAAGUGGUUACUAUAGGAGAUUGGCUUUUUAAAUCUGUCUGCUUUGAAGGUGCAAACUUACAUGGUUGCCAGAUAUCUUCUUUUAAACUAAAUUAAAUGCAGCUGUUAAAGUAGGCCAUCACAGGCAUCAUGGCUAAAGCUCGAGCAAAGAUUUCAUUGCCUGGUGUAGCUGAGUUAAGGGCUUUUAGUUGUAGCCAGAAACCUGGUACCCAGAUUGCAAUGCAAUUUCCCUUUACUUUAGGCACCAGUAUUAGAGACAGGAAGUUAAUCCAUCCUUGGUUGCUGGUGGUCUAAGUGUACAGAGUGGAUUUUGCGUGCUUUAGUUGAUUAUAUUGCCAGAUUUUUUGACUUAUUGUUAAUUUGUCUUCAUUGCUGCCAGAUGUGCUGAUGUGCUGACAGACAUUGAUAUGGGUGUUUGAUUAUAAUUAAGUGCAUUUGAAAGAGAUUAAUUUUUCGUGGGUUAAACAAAAGCUAUAAGUCAAUAAGGCAAGAAAUCUUAAAUUUUAUUCACUCGAUAGCUCUCCUUUUGCUCCCCCUCAACCCCCUUCCCCACUGACCCCUUUUUUAGGGAGAGAAGAGCUGGGGGCUGUAAUAAGCUCGUGUUUGUAACCAAACAUCGCCUUUUUGACAUAUUAAAAAGCAACAAAGUUA
Messenger RNA from Pipra filicauda (Wire-tailed manakin), 5560 nucleotides. It is a transcript of the gene LRIG3, whose product is annotated as leucine rich repeats and immunoglobulin like domains 3. Gene Ontology annotation, molecular function: protein binding. Bases 245 to 3589 code for a protein of 1114 amino acids. NCBI's taxonomy places the organism in Eukaryota, Metazoa, Chordata, Aves, Passeriformes, Pipridae. The transcript has 19 exons. The record is from RefSeq and is a predicted model, not a curated record.